AUGAGAGGGGACUCACCAGCCCUAGGUGUUGUUUUGAAAAGGCACCAAGCCAGGCCUCUGUUCUUGAUGUCUCUAGUGUUGCAGCUCAUCCAUAUGGGAAACAGCUACCAGAGAGAACCAGAGAGUGCCAGAGAAGUCAGCAAUAUCCUGUCUCCAAAGAUCCCAGGAACGACUCUGGACCGGACCUUGAGUGAUUCCAGCAGAAUGAAUGGCAGCCAGGAGGGGUGGCGCCCACGGGACUCCCCUCCCCACUCCCUUACUUUUGGCGAGAGUGCGAUCCCUGGAUCCCGCUGCUGCCACAACGGAGGCACCUGCGUUCUGGGCAGCUUUUGCGUGUGCCCUGCACACUUCACUGGCCGCUACUGCGAGCACGACCAGAGGCGCAGAGACUGUGGCGCUCUGGGGCAUGGAGCUUGGACCCUCCACAGCUGCCGCCUAUGCAGGUGCAUCUUCUCAACCCUGUACUGUCUCCCACGCCAAACGUUCGGCCACUGUGACCUGAAAGGCUUCCUCUCGUCAGGGACCAGAGGGGCGAGUACAAGCGGUGCCGUGAGUCUUCUGCUGCUCGGCCUCCUCCUGCAGGGCGUGGCUGGUGACGGCUGA
Molecule: messenger RNA, 603 nt
Organism: Arvicola amphibius (Eurasian water vole)
Lineage: Eukaryota; Metazoa; Chordata; Mammalia; Rodentia; Cricetidae
Product: cryptic protein-like
Exons: 6
Coding region: 1-603 (200 amino acids)
Biological process (GO): anatomical structure development
Cellular component (GO): extracellular region; cell surface
Molecular function (GO): signaling receptor binding
Source: RefSeq, a predicted model, not a curated record